Molecule: messenger RNA, 561 nt
Organism: Stegastes partitus (bicolor damselfish)
Lineage: Eukaryota; Metazoa; Chordata; Actinopteri; Pomacentridae
Exons: 2
Coding region: 1-561 (186 amino acids)
Source: RefSeq, a predicted model, not a curated record
AUGCUUGCACAGGCAUGUUUGACUCUAAUGGCCUUGGGGACCAACAACACCAGUGGCAGUAUUGAGCCAUACCUCUCUGGUAUCAAAACGGGCAUUUUUUCAGGCCGAGUGGCCUCUCCUGCAGCAGCGUUUGCCCCUGGCCUGAGGAAGUACCCCAAGGAGGGGUCAAUGCCCUCCCUGACAGCCUCCUCAAGCCAAGCAAAGGCCCUCCUGGCAAGCCUGACUGCCUCCGGCCUGAGCGCUGAGGCCUUGCUCCUCUCCUCCACCCUCCGUCAUCACCGCCUUCUCCGUGAGCAGCGAGCCUCCUCCUUGCCUCCGCCCAGCAGCCAGUCCUCAUCCCCUACUCCCCCUGCUACAUCCUCCUCCUCUUCCUCCUCACCCACCACCCCUACUCCAUCCCUGUCUCCCUCCUCUCCCACCCCUUUAAAUUCCUUCACCUUCUCGUCUGGGAUUUCCAAGCCCAGCAGUCAUAGCCUUGACAGCUCCAGCCUCAACAGCUGCAAGGAUGGUGGCAGCGAGCCUGUGAAUAAGGACCUGACCCCUGACAACUCCUGGAGAUGA